UUAUUAUUUAAUAAUUCCAAACUUUACAUGAUUUAAAUUGCACCAACAACACCAGCACCAAACUCUAAACCCUACCUUUGACAAGCGCCGGCGUUUGACGCGCGAUCGACAGAUGGCGCCGCUGCACGUUCGAAGCUAAUUGUUAAAAAAAAAUAAUUGGGUUUCGAACGCAAUCUAAAUUGGCGGGCUAUCUGUCUACAAAAAAACGUUUAACAAAUACGCAACGCUCGUUUACGUGACGGCCCGCGUGACGCAAAGAUGCAUUAAAAAAAGCCUGGACGAACGUAAACGUUGAAUAGCUUCGUUGGCGAGCGAGGAAACGCGAGAAAUGAUGUGAGGUGAGCGCUCGCGAAGACGAAGAGAAAAAGCGUAAAACACGGUUCGAGCGCGACCUACUUUACCGGCAAUCGUACGCCCCGGGGGUGGAACUAACCCGAAUAAAUUGGGAACGUCCACAGGUACCUCAUAACUUAGGCGUGGCGUCAUGUUUUUCUUCGGGUCGAGAGGCGUGUUGAAGAUCAACGAGGACGCGAGUCCUUUGUACCAGUUCGUCGCCACCGUCGCCGGAUGCCUGGGUGUCAUCUCCGGGGCGAUGCACUUCGGCUGGCCGUCGCCGUCGCUGCCUCAUCUUCUCAGCCCCAACUCGACGAUCCCGAUCAGCGACGAGGACGGCUCGUGGUUGGCGGCGAUGCCGUGCAUCGGCGCCGCCUCCGGCUCCCUGCUGACCGCCUACGCGGUGGACAGGAUCGGCAGGAAAACGUGCAUGCUGAUGACGGCCCCCGGGUACUUCGCGGCUUGGCUCAUGGUCGCGUUCGCCACCACAAAGUGGGAGCUUUACGCCGCCAGGUUCAUCUCGGGGGCGGCUGACGGCCUGGUGUUCACCGCCUUCCCCAUGUACCUCGGCGAGAUAGCUUCGUACGACAUCAGGGGAUUGCUGGGCUCGAGCCUCCAGCUCUCGAUGAUUGCCGGCAUGCUCGUCAUCAACGUCCUGGGCUCCUAUCUGAGCAUCUACCACACGGCUUUGGUGUCGGCGGUGUUGCCGCCCAUCUUCUUUGUCGCGUUCGGCCUUAUGCCCGAGAGUCCGUACUACCUGGUGAUGAAAGGUCGCGAGGAAGACGCCGCGGACAGUCUGCGUCUCUUCAGGCGCACGGCAGACGUCUCGGCCGAGCUCGCCAGGGUCUCGGAGGCGGUGAAGGCGGAGCUCGAGCAGUCCGGUCGCGUGGUCGACCUGGUGAAGAUCCCCAGCAACCGCAAGGCCGUGCUCAUUGUCUUCGGUUUGAGGACCAUCCAGCAGCUGAGCGGCACCACCGCCAUCAUGUUCUACGCCAAAACCAUCUUCCACCAGGCCAGCGGCGGCGUCUCCCCUAGCGUCGCCACCAUAAUCUACUUUUCCCUGCAGCUGGUAGUCGCCUUGGCAGGCUCCUUCCUCGUGGACAAGCUCGGCAGGAAGCCGCUACUCGUGGUGUCCAUCAUAGGGUCCGGUUUGGCCCUCUCCUUGGAGGGGGUCUACUUUUAUUUGGCCCAAAACACCACCCUGGACGUUUCGAGCCUUAAAACAGUACCUUUGAUCGCCCUCCUCGCUUACGUGGUGGUUUUCAACGUGGGCAUGGGUACCAUACCGGUACUGCUGCUGGGGGAGAUGUUCCCCACGGGGGUGAAGGCGUUCGCGCUGUGCCUGGCUGACAUUUGGUUCGGGAUCAUCGUGACCUUGACCUCGAAAGGUUUCCAGAUCAUCAAGGACGACUUCGGGAUCGCUGUACCCUUCUUCGGGUUCGCAGCGUGUUGCGUCGUGGGGUUGGUGUUUAUAGUGUGGGUCGUGCCCGAAACGAAGGGCAAAACCCUCGAGAAUAUACAGGACGAGCUCAAGGGCGCUGCUGGGAAGAAACACGCGGAAGGGGACGCUUAAAGUUUUGCCUUCCUAAUGGAAAAUUGCAAAAAGUAAAUCGUAUUAGGGAGAAUAAUUCGUUUGGUUGGUUAGUUUCUACGGAUUUCGAAAAAAAAUUAUCUAUAUAGCCAAUCGCUAAUCCGGUACUCAAAUAAAUAACAGUUAAAGGCUGAAAAAGUUGUUUAUGGGAGAACGAUUAGUAAUUUAUAUGUUAAUUAUUUUUAAAAUAUUAUAUUUUACGGUUUUUGCUAUCAAAUAUAUUCCGUCGGGUUUGGAAAGCGUGUUUUAAUUAUCCGUCGACUUUUAAUGGCUUGUUUUAGUGCGUUUUGGAUAAAAUAUUGUUCAUUUUUUAUUAGUCCGUUAACAGAAAUUUGUACUUUUCCUUCGCUCUACAUUUUGUAUUUUUCUGAAUUGAAAAUUUGGCUUUACAAAUUGUUUCGUGAUUCCGUUUAUUGCACAAUAAACAAACAUAAUCGAUAAAAUUUUUUCAAUUUUUAUUUACUUUUUUUUUCUGAAUUGAAAAAGUGUAAAAAGUAAAGGACUUAAGGGAAAAUGGAAUUGUUUGAUUUGUGACAUUUUUUGUCUUGUUUUUGUUUGUUUGUUUGUUACUUUUUUAAAUGCUAUAUGUUUUGUUUUAUUUUUUAACGAAAAUUUGUAAAAAGUAAAGGGUUUUUGAGAAAAUAGGAUUGUUUUAUUGGUAACAUUU
Molecule: messenger RNA, 2591 nt
Organism: Cylas formicarius (sweet potato weevil)
Lineage: Eukaryota; Metazoa; Arthropoda; Insecta; Coleoptera; Brentidae
Product: facilitated trehalose transporter Tret1-like
Exons: 4
Coding region: 485-1906 (473 amino acids)
Biological process (GO): transmembrane transport; carbohydrate transport
Cellular component (GO): membrane
Molecular function (GO): sugar transmembrane transporter activity
Source: RefSeq, a predicted model, not a curated record